AUGCUUACAGAAGAGCAGAAGAAGAUAUAUGAUGAGAUCAUAGACUAUGUUUUCGAAGAUAAAGGUGGAGUAUUUUUCUUAUAUGGUUUUGGUGGAACUGGUAAAACAUUCCUUUGGAAAGUUUUAUCUGCAGCUGUAAGGAUCAGAGGAGAAAUAGUGUUGAAUACUGCAUCUAGCGGUAUAACCUCUCUUUUGUUAGAAGGUGGCAGAACAGCUCAUUCAAGGUUUGGCAUUCCUCUUGAAGUUCAUGAAACGUCAAUGUGUAGAAUGUCAAGGUCUUUUGAUCUAGGUGAAUUAGUCCAAGAAGCGAAGUUGAUAAUCUGGGAUGAAGCUCCGAUGAUGAGUAAAUACUGUUUUGAGACUUUAGAUAGAAGUUUGAAAGAUAUAAUGCGUGAUCCAGAAGAUAAACCUUUUGGGGGUAAGGUCAUUAUUUUUGGUGGUGAUUUCCGUCAGAUACUUCCUGUUAUUGUUGGUGCCGGUCGAGAGCAAAUAGUUAACUCAUCGCUCAACUCAUCUUACCUUUGGAAUCAUUGUAAAGUUUUAAGGCUAACAAGAAAUAUGAGGUUGCUGCAAAACAUAACUCCAAAUGAAGCCAUGGAGAUUGAAGAGUUCUCGAAAUGGAUUCUUGAUGUUGGAAAAGGAAGACUUAAUGAGCCAAAUAAUGGAGUUGUUGAUGUUGACAUCCCAGAAGAAUUGCUUAUCACAGAAGUAAACUCUCCAAUUGAAUCGAUCAUUAAUGUAGUAUAUGGUAGGAACCCGCGCUACGCUGCGAGUUAG
Molecule: messenger RNA, 777 nt
Organism: Camelina sativa (false flax)
Lineage: Eukaryota; Viridiplantae; Streptophyta; Magnoliopsida; Brassicales; Brassicaceae
Biological process (GO): telomere maintenance; DNA repair
Molecular function (GO): DNA helicase activity
Source: RefSeq, a predicted model, not a curated record